GCAAAAGCAAAAUUGAUCCCCAAGUCCGAUACAACAAAACGACAACGGGAUACCACUUUAUUCGAAUUUACUUGCUGCGCUUCAUUGCUAGCCCUUCAGAUCGACUGCUCGACUUUAUAUCUCACUUCCUACAACCCCAUAAACUAUUCCUGGCUCACACGAAGAUUCCCCGAUUCGCUUUUCUGAUAACGAACUCCGCCCCUCAUAUAGAGAGUACCUCGGACCCUUUAGGGACGGGAAUCGUUGACGACACCAGAAUUUGCGGGAUAACCAAGAAAAUCGCUCUGGUACCUUCAUACGCCCUACGCCCUGUCUGGAGUCGCUAGCAAAAGGCAUAAGCAAUCAGCAGAAUUGCGACAUCUCCAGUCUCCAUCCUCAUAAUACUGGUCUUUUUUGGAUUACAAAUUCAUCAUCAUGACAAGGCUGAUCCUUUCCACCUCCAAUAUUAUGAAUGGAGUCUCCUCCAUUAUUCGCAGAAAUGGAGGGGAAAAGUCCAACCAGGAGCUGGUGAACUCGCUGCGCACCAAUUUCGCCGCCGCCCAGCAGGAUUACUCCCCCCCGCUCUCGGCCUCUCCAACCCCGCCAGUCGAUGGCGUGCAGGAGACGAAAGGUCCAUCGCGACCGGCGACUUCGAUCUGGACGACGAGAGACCAUGGCGAUUUAUACAUACCCACAAUCGACUGGGCGCUGUCCGGGCUAGCCGAGGAGAGGAGCCAGUACGAUAUCACGGUCAAAUUAUUCUUCUUGCCCAAGGCAUCGCUGGAGGAGCGCGAACAGAUUACUAAGGAUGCGGUUGACUUGGUUCUGAAGGAAUUGAGAGUCGAGACUAUUGAUUUAUUGAUUGUCUCAUUCUACGGAAUGUCCUUUGAUGGCGAUUGCGAGUACGCUGCCGACCAGAAGAACUCGGAGCAGGGCAAUGAUGAGGAGGAACUGGCGACCUGGCCGACAAUGGAGUCGCUUCACGAACGCGGGGUCGUAAAGAAGCUGGGCCUUGCUGAGUUUGGCAGCGAGAAACUGUCCAAGUUCAUGUCGAAGGUCAAGGUACGCCCUGUUGUCGACCAAAUCAACGUCCGAGACUGCUGCAACGUCCCGCCACCCCUCAUCCAAUUGGCGAAGCAGGAGAAACUCGAGCUCUUGACCCACAACGACUGCAGCGAGAUCUUACCGAGCGGAACACUGCGAGAGUUGCUGGGACAAGGUCCUAAUGGCGCAGGUGUCAUUUCGGAGUUGAAGCGUUCGGCAGAUGGUAGCACGAGCGAGAUUACACCUAAGUGGGUUGCGAAGUACACUGCUGUGGUGCGCGACAGAGGCGUGGUCGAGAACAAGGGGUACUUCGCCGCAGCGGAGCUGGCUGAAUGAGCAUUACACAUAAAGAGGGUUUUUGGAGGUAGCUUUUGCAUUGGGAUUACUGGUACUGGUCAUCCCACGGCGUUUUUGGUAUAUGGGAUAACGACGCACAUAUUGAGCUUCUUGGAGAGCACAAGAAGACGGCGGUAGCGAUGAUGGCAAGUGGAAUAGACAUAGCCUUGCGUUGAUUGCAUUUAUAUGAAUAACCCGGCUUCUGCCAUGAUGCAUGUCUAUCUUCGCUGUAUGAUUUCUGUAUAAGUUUUUUUUGCUUUCUAACCCAG
Molecule: messenger RNA, 1628 nt
Organism: Pseudogymnoascus verrucosus
Lineage: Eukaryota; Fungi; Ascomycota; Leotiomycetes; Thelebolales; Thelebolaceae
Exons: 2
Coding region: 415-1359 (314 amino acids)
Biological process (GO): glutathione biosynthetic process
Cellular component (GO): glutamate-cysteine ligase complex
Molecular function (GO): enzyme regulator activity; glutamate-cysteine ligase catalytic subunit binding
Source: RefSeq, a predicted model, not a curated record